AUGCCUUCUUCAGUAAAGAGCUGGUUCGCCCGUCACUGCGCUCCUCCACCACCUCUCACCAACAACCCCAUGUGUCCCUGCACAACAUGCUUCAACGGCGGUUCUCACUACAACAACUCUGCCUCAUACUCAAUGUCCUCACCAACGAGGUCACCACAAACCCCAAGUGUUGACUCAGACAAUGCCUCGCUCAGCAGCGGUACAACUGUUGCUGCAUCGUCUUAA
Molecule: messenger RNA, 225 nt
Organism: Fusarium sp. VM40
Lineage: Eukaryota; Fungi; Ascomycota; Sordariomycetes; Hypocreales; Nectriaceae
Source: the annotation of a GenBank genome assembly